CUUCAUCAACAGCUGCACGCUGUAUUCUUGAUUAUUGUUCAUUCCGUGUGCAUUGACCCCUCUCCCAAACUUUGUUACUAACUUCCAACGCAUCCGGCCGCUGCUCCAACUCUACUUUCAUUCAUCACGCUUUUCCUCCUCAGUCUGCGCCGGUAACCUAACCACUUCGAUUUCUGCUUGACGGCGUGUCAGACUAAGCCACAAAACAGAUUGGCGCUCUGAAGUAUCUACCCGAGUGUUUAUCAAUUCAUCGUCUCCUCCAAUCACGAACGAUACUCAAGAUGACUACAAUCGUUGAGAAGCGAGGUGGCCAGACCAUCUAUCGGUCUCCGCACACCCUUGACCUUCCCAGCGUCGACCUGCUUACGUUCCUCUUCGACUCACCCAACGAGCGACUUCAUGAUGACACGGUCCUCCACGCCGACGCAGCGGAUCCAUCCCGGUCAAUCACCAAGUCGCGUCUAGUCAAGACGUUCAAGAGGCUGGCCCACACACUCCGGCACCAGUAUGGCAUCCAGAAGGGCGACGCUGUCCAGGUCAUUUUUACCGGACAUUACAUGGCUCCCGCCGUCUUCUAUGGCAUCAUGGCCGCUGGAGGCUCUGUCGCCGCAUCGACCCCAUCCUCGUCACCUCCCGAGGUCGCCCGGCAAGUCAAGCUGACAGAGAGCAAGAUGGUAAUCUGCAGCCCCGACCUCAAAGCUCUCGCGGCGGCUGGCGGCACAGCUGCCGGCCUACCAGAUGACCGCAUCCUCUACAUCGGAGAUAGCCACGAGUUUCAACUGUUCGAGGCCAAGUCCGACAAGCCGGUGUUCAUGCCGGAAACGGAACUCGACUGGGAACGCGUCACAGAUAAGACGACCCUGGAGAACACCGUUGGGUGCUUCAUCUACAGCAGCGGGACGACGGGAAUCCCCAAGGCGGUCAAAAUCUCCCAUGCCAACAUGAUCGCGCAAACAGUGUCCAUCUCCACGCCGACAAUGGAGUAUUUCAAGUCCCAGACCGCACCGAAGUACAUCACCGUUGCCCACUUACCUGCGGCUCACAUCUCGGGUCUCCAGGCUUACAUCAUCAACCAGACCUUCAUGGGAGGGGUGGUGUACUGGAUGAAGAAAUUUAACUUUGUCGACUUCAUUGAAAACGUCAAGAAGUACAAGGUCACGGUCUUCUUCAGCGUGCCGCCCAUCUACCUCAUGAUCGCAAAGUCCCCGCUCGUCAAGGACCACUUCGACCACGUCAAGUUCGCGUUGACGGGGGCCGCCGCGCUCGGAAGGGAGACGCAGGCAGAUGCGCAGAAAAAGAUGGGGAAAGGCAAGGCGGUCCUCGCCCAGACGUGGGGCCUCAGCGAGACGACGGGCGGGUUCACCAUCCUGCCCCCGCACAUCAAGGACGACACCGGCAGCGUCUCGGCGAUCGUGGCGAACUGCGAGGCCCGACUGGUCGACGACGAGGGCAAGGACGUCGAGGUUGGGCAGCCCGGCGAGAUGUGGUGUCGUGGGCCGAUCAUCACCAAGGGGUAUUACCACAACGACAAGGCCAACCAGGAGGCGUUUGUCGACGGCUGGUUCUGCACUGGCGACAGGUUAUUCUUCAAGGACGGCAAGUUUUACUUUGUUGACCGUAAAAAGGAGCUCAUCAAGUACAAGGGCUUCCAAGUGGCACCGGCCGAGCUUGAGUCUCUGCUGGUCACGCACCCCAAGAUUCAGGAUGCUGCCGUCAUUGGAGUAGAGGGCGAAGGGACCGAGCUCCCGAGAGCCUACGUUGUUGCUGACAAGAAGGAGAUAUCUGCCGAGGACAUUCAAAAGUGGGUGGCCGAGCAAGUCGCGAGCUACAAGAAGUUGAGGGGAGGUGUCAUUUUCAUCGACGCCAUCCCCAAGAGCCCGUCCGGCAAGAUUCUCCGCAAAGACCUCAGAGCAUUGCUCAAACGCGAGGCUGGCGCCAAACUGUAAGUCAGUGCUGGGUUUGGUCGUCUACUGGUGGAACUACACCGUUCUUUGCGACGCUCCCUGGCCAGAUCUCCGUGGAAGAAGGCGUUCUCCCAGCCCAUACAGAACCAAUGGACAUUUUUGAGACAUACGAAUAGGUACCUUCACUGCGAAGGCACACUGUGUAACACUUUUUGCAACGAAUCGGAGGGUAUCAGGAGUUCACAAGUCUGAUCAAUGUAUUUUAAUCUUCGAUUCACACCC
Colletotrichum destructivum is the source of this 2186-nucleotide messenger RNA. Its product is annotated as Putative AMP-dependent synthetase/ligase domain, AMP-binding enzyme domain-containing protein. Gene Ontology annotation, molecular function: CoA-ligase activity. Gene Ontology annotation, biological process: secondary metabolic process. The coding region runs from base 282 to 1946 and encodes 554 amino acids. The record is from RefSeq and is a predicted model, not a curated record. The transcript has 4 exons. NCBI's taxonomy places the organism in Eukaryota, Fungi, Ascomycota, Sordariomycetes, Glomerellales, Glomerellaceae.